This is a messenger RNA of Vollenhovia emeryi, 1791 nucleotides long. RefSeq names its product myeloid differentiation primary response protein MyD88 (gene Myd88). Gene Ontology annotation, cellular component: plasma membrane. NCBI's taxonomy places the organism in Eukaryota, Metazoa, Arthropoda, Insecta, Hymenoptera, Formicidae. The transcript is spliced from 8 exons. Gene Ontology annotation, molecular function: TIR domain binding; Toll-like receptor binding. Bases 271 to 1554 code for a protein of 427 amino acids. Gene Ontology annotation, biological process: positive regulation of canonical NF-kappaB signal transduction; innate immune response; defense response to Gram-positive bacterium. The record is from RefSeq and is a predicted model, not a curated record.
GGGUAGGGAUCGCGCGGAGCGUUGGCGAUCAUCCUGUGAAUUUCCAGAGAGUAUCCAGGAGUGAGAUUAACUAGUCCGUAGCUUUUAACAGACGCGUGCAUAGUGAAAAGGAGAGAGAGAUCCGUCAACAGGUGUUGGAAGCCUCGUUCAACAUCAACAAUUCUGGUACAGUUACAGCCGUGAUAGCAACAGCUUCGUCGAGGUACUGUAAGGCGCAGUGUCUUGAUGCAACAAAUCCAUUUAAAUAAAGGAUAGAGAAAAAGGGUCAAGAUGACAAUUGACUUGUCGACCGUGCCGCUUAUCGCGGCCACUGUUACGAGUAGACAAGCUAUCGCAACAAUGUUGAACCCCCAGACAAUUUUGCUGAGUGACAGCGGCAUGUUGAGGGACUGGAGAGGCCUGGCGGAUCAGUUGGAAUUUAGUGCAGACGUCAUGUCGCUGCUAAUGACACACUCCAACCCGACGAACCACAUGUUGACGUUGUUGGAGAAAAGUAAAAAAGAUGUUACGAUAAAAAGGUUUCAAACCAUAAUGGAACAGAUGGACAGAUGGGACGUUAUUGACGACACCGAAGCUUUGUUCCAGAGUGACGCCAAAAGAUAUCUGGAGCAUCAGCAGAGAGCGCAAGAGUCAGCUGAUCCGAUAGACAAAUGUGCAGAUGAAGAGAUACUUACAUCAGGCGAUAUUCAUAGGUUAAGGAAAGGUUUAAAGACGCAAUAUUAUGACGCAUUCCUUCUGUACGCUGAAGAAGACAUUGAUUUUGUGAAUGUAAUAAUAGAGAAGCUCGAAACGCAAUCCAACCUGAAGUUGUGUUUGAAAGACCGGGAUUUGGUUGCCGGUAUAGAAUUCGAGCAAGAGGCAAUAAUGAAGUUAAUAUCCGAGCGAUGCAAUAGACUGCUUGUUAUAGUAUCGCCGAGCUUUCUGAAAAGCUCGGCAAACAAGUUUUUCCUGAAUUAUACUCAAGCUUUAAGUAUCGAAAAGCGACAGAGAAAAAUUAUACCGUGCAUAUACAAGAGCUGUGAAUUGCCAAUUCAACUGAAAUACAUAUUUCAUUUGGAUUAUAAUCGUAGAGGAUUGUAUGAUUUCUGGGGCAAAUUACGUGAUUCCAUACAAUCUGCUGUUGCCACGAGUAGUUCAACUCAAAUGGGAAAUAGCAGUACAAUACAAGAAACUACGGAAGUAAAGAAAAUUUUAUCCGAUAAGUGCAGUGACAUAUCGUAUAUUAGUGAAAAAGCAAAUGAAGCAUUAAAAUAUCCAGAACAGAAGGAUGCAAAUUGUCACAGUGAGAUUAUCGCAGAAUCAAGUGAUAUAAAAGCCGCAAAUAUCAGUGGUAAAAAGAAUAAGACAUUCCUACGAUGGGAAAAAAUUACCUCAAAGUGGAAGACGAAGCAAACGAAGCAAACUGACGAGUUAAAUACAGAGACAAUUGUGCAAAAGCUGCCAUCGUUAGAUAAUUUAGACAGCUUAAAUUUGUCAGAUACUCACAUACAUCGAAAGAAGAAGAAAAAUUUACUUAACAAAUUUAUGAAGAAAAAAACUGCCCUAAAGACUUGACGAAACAUUUUAUUUGGAUAAAACCUUGUAUAUACAUUACAUUAAAUCCUAUUUUUUAUAUUUCUAUGUGUACAGAGGGAAAAAGUAUAUUUAAUUAAACGUUUACGGCAUAAUAGAUAUAGGUGCUACAUACUGCAAUAAUUAAAUAACAUGACAGUCGUAUAUGUUACCACCCAGAUAGCACACUGAAUUCACAAAGUAUUCUUUAAGUUUUCUUUUUUCUGAAUUGUAAUUCUU